Brachypodium distachyon (stiff brome) is the source of this 537-nucleotide messenger RNA. RefSeq names its product non-specific lipid-transfer protein 2. The transcript has a single exon. The record is from RefSeq and is a predicted model, not a curated record. The coding region runs from base 65 to 361 and encodes 98 amino acids. NCBI's taxonomy places the organism in Eukaryota, Viridiplantae, Streptophyta, Magnoliopsida, Poales, Poaceae. Gene Ontology annotation, biological process: lipid transport.
CUCACUCUGGACACACACACAAACAGAGCUGCAGUCUCCAAGUUCCAUAGACGAUCGACCGAAAAUGAAGCCGGGUGCUCAGAUGCUCGUGGCGCUCCUCGCAGUGGUGCUGAUGAUGAUGGCCAUGGCGGCGGCGCCGGGGGCGGAGGCGGCGACGACUUGCAACGCGCUGCAGCUGAGCCCGUGCGCGGGCGCCAUCAUCGGGAACGCGGAGCCGACGGCGGGGUGCUGCAGCAGGAUGAAGGCGCAGGAGCCCUGCCUCUGCGACUACGCCAAGGACCCAAAUCUGCAGCGCUACGUCAACUCGCCCAACGGGAAGAAAGUCAUGGCCGCCUGCAAGGUGCCCGUGCCGUCCUGCUAGAUCGAUCAACCUACGUUUAUUUGGCGUUAUGGUUGCCGUGUGGUGUGGUGUCGUUGCUGUACGCAGCCGUACGUGCUCCAGCUUUGCAUCAUCUGUGUCUGUCUGUCUACUGAUGAUGUCUUUGAGCUUGUGGUGAAUAUGAAUAAAAUGCAGUAGUAAUGAUGUGAUGAACUAUA